UGACCAUCAUGAAAACUCAAACACAUGUUCAUACAUCUCAGUAUGAAUCACCUACACAAAUUCCCAAUCUCAAACGUUACCCCCUUCUUGUUUCCCAAGAAUCGAAUCCUCGUACGUAAUCUCUCUAUAACAAAUGAACAAGAGACCGUAUUAGAUCAUCAUCGAAAACCAAGGAUUCUAUUUCUCCAUGGUUUCCGAACAAGUGGUCAUAUAUUUAAAACACAACUUAACAAAUGGCCCGAAUCGGUUCUGGACAAAAUGGACUUGUUUUUUCCCGAUGCUCCAUUUCCUUGUACUGGAAAAUCUCAAGUUGAACGCAUCUUUGAUCCACCUUAUUAUGAGUGGUAUCGGUCUAAUAAGGAUUUUACGGAAUAUGAGAAUUUCGAAGAGUGUCUUGAAUUUAUCGAAGAAUGUAUGAUUAAAUAUGCACCUAUUGAUGGUUUGGCUGGCUUCUCACAGGGUGCAAUGUUGGCAGCGGCUUUGCCAGGACUGCAAACCAAGGGAAUAGCACUGACGAGGGUGCCAAAGAUUGAAUUUUUAAUGAUAAUAUCAGGUGGAAAGUUUAAAAACAAAUCAUGGGCAGAGAAGGCAUUUUCUCUUCCUAUACAAUGUCCAUCUCUCCAUUUUAUAGGGGAUGCUGAUUUCUUGAAAUCAUAUGGGAUUGAACUCUUGAAAUCAGCUGAAGAUUAUGUUGUUAUUCGCCAUCCUAGAGGCCACACGAUUCCGAAAUUAGGUGGAGAAGGCUUGGAAACGAUGUUGAAAUUCAUUGAUAGGAUUCAAAAGAUUGUUUCCAAAAAGGAAGCCAAAUGAAAAUUUCAAAACAACUGCAUAAAAUAAUAUUUUCAGAAUUGAAUAUUGACAUAACCUUUACGGCCUGAUGUAUGGUGGUUCGUUCUGUGGGUUAAGAUUUUAUAUAUUUGUUUCAGUUUUGGGCCCAAACCAUCCACAACCUAGUAGGCCCGAAAAAACCUGGAAACUAGGGAUUUUUUUCUUGUAAAGUAAUCCAUCCAUAAUUCCAUAUGAGAACUUUCCUACUAUAAAUUUCCAUGAUAUCAACCAUCCACGUUUACCUCCGUUUCGAAUAUAUAUAAAUCUUCUACAAGUCUACAAAAAUUAUGUGAUGUAAGUUUCAAUCGUACACUCUUUAUUUAUUGAAUUUUUUCAUUGAAA
Erigeron canadensis is the source of this 1170-nucleotide messenger RNA. Its product is annotated as esterase OVCA2-like. Lineage: Eukaryota; Viridiplantae; Streptophyta; Magnoliopsida; Asterales; Asteraceae. The record is from RefSeq and is a predicted model, not a curated record. Bases 25 to 810 code for a protein of 261 amino acids. The transcript has 6 exons.